Molecule: messenger RNA, 1461 nt
Organism: Rhododendron vialii
Lineage: Eukaryota; Viridiplantae; Streptophyta; Magnoliopsida; Ericales; Ericaceae
Product: S-adenosyl-L-methionine:benzoic acid/salicylic acid carboxyl methyltransferase 2-like
Exons: 4
Coding region: 125-1228 (367 amino acids)
Biological process (GO): methylation
Molecular function (GO): S-adenosylmethionine-dependent methyltransferase activity
Source: RefSeq, a predicted model, not a curated record
AGAGACGGAGAGAGAGAGAGAGAGAGAGAGAGAGAGAGAGAGAGAGAGAGAGAGAGAGAGAGAGAGAGAACCACCUAGAGACGCAGAAAGAGAGAGAGGGAGAGAGAGAGAGAGAGAGAGAGAGAUGGAAGUGUGUCAAGUGCUUCAUAUGAAUGGAGGAAUUGGAGAAGCAAGCUAUGCAAGCAACUCAUCAGUACAGAAAAAAGUGAUAACUAUUACAAAACCCAUAAGGGAGCAAGCCAUAGUGGAUCUCUACAACAGCAGCAACAACCCGAAGACUCUGUGCAUCGCGGACUUGGGCUGCUCUUCCGGCCCAAAUACUUUGUUAGUGGUCUCUGAGCUCAUGGAGAUGGUCCACAUAACAUGCAAGAAACUGGCCCAUCGGACACCAGAAUUCCAAGUCUACCUGAACGACCUCCCGGGAAAUGACUUCAACACCAUUUUCAAGUCCUUGCCAGGUUUCCAAAAGGAAAUGAAAAAACAAAUGGGUUUAGGCUUUGGGCCAUGUUUCGUGACUGGAGUUCCAGGUUCUUUCUAUGAUAGGCUUUUCCCUGCCAACAGUCUCCAUUUUGUCCACUCUUCUUACAGUCUCAUGUGGCUCUCGCAGGUUCCGGCAGGGUUAGAGAGUAGCAACAAAGGAAACAUUUAUAUCGGAAGCAAUAGCCCACCAAGAGUGCUAAAAGCCUAUCAUGAGCAAUUUCAGAGAGACUUUACGCUGUUUCUGAAAUGUCGUUCCGACGAAUUGGUGACGGGUGGUCGUAUGGUUUUGACAAUAUUGGGAAGGAAAAGUGAGGAUCCAACUUCCAAAGAAGGUUGUUACAUAUGGGACCUUAUGGCCAUGGCCCUCAAUGAAAUGGUUGCAGAGGGACUCAUCGAAGAAGAAAAGAUGGAUUCAUUCAACAUUCCUCAGUACACACCAUCCCCUGCCGAAGUAAAGUCCGAGGUCCAAAAAGAAGGCUCCUUCAGGGUUGAUGGCCUAGAAGUUUCUACUGUCCCUUGGAGUGCCUGCAGAAACAAUAAAUACUACUCCUCCAAUGAGUACUUUCCAGAGGACGGAUACGAUGUUGCCAUGUGCAUGAGAUCUGUGGCUGAGUCGUUGCUUUCCAGUCACUUUGGCAACGACGUCAUAGACAAGGUUUUCCAGAGGUAUAAGGAAAUCGUUGCUGAUCGCAUGGCGAAAGAGAAGACUGAGUUCUUCAAUGUGACGAUUUCCAUGACAAGGAACUAGGAUGCAUAUAUAUGUUUGGGUCAUGGAAAUUAAUUGGCUUGUUAGAUUCCACUCUUCAAUUGUGUUUGGAUUUUUAUUGUCGAUUAGUAGUUGUGUUUAUGAUUUCUAAUGUCAUCUAGUUGUACGUUAUUUUGUGAUGGUACGUGGUUGCUUUUAAAUGUGGUUAGGUCAUUUGCGAAAAACAGCCAAAGAAUGGGGGAAAAUAAAAAUGUUGGUAUUAUUGUGAUGUUUUA